AUAAGAGAGGCACCACAUGAUGCCCGGAAGUAUCCAGCAACAUGCUUACCUUCAGACGAGUCGCCUUGAAGGUGGCGAACCUGGUGAGUUGCCAGCUUGUGGCGUCGCCAUGUAGGACUGGUCUUGACAAGUGCCCGACUGACAUGCUUGUUAGACUAGGCGAUAUGCGAUACACACUCACAUCCAUGCCAUGCCCGUCGAGAUCAUGCUGCGCAUCUUCCUCUUUGCGACGAGGAUUGAUGACUGCAAGAAAUGCCGUAUGGCGCCGCUGCGACUACGAGGCGAAGAGUGUUCGUGCAAGCUUCCCUCGCAGUUCCUGGUGUCUAGUGCCUGUCGGAGGUGGAGGGAUGUGGCGCUUCAAUAUCCACUUCUAUGGACCACGUUGCGGCUCUCGUGCAGGAUGCCUAUGGACUUCGUACGACUAUUGGUGGCGCGAGCGACGUCCCAGAAUCUUAUUAAUUCCGAAGGAUCGGCUCCUCCCUGCCUUGACUUUCACCUGACGCUUCGCGAUUCAGACUUAGAAUCCUCAGACAACCUCGAGACGCUGCUGUACGUGAUCGUCGCGGAACACAAGCGUUGGUGCGGGCUACGUAUUGUGGCGCCUUCAACGUCAGGGCCGUUCACCACAAUUCGAGGUGGUCUUGCCAAAUUGGCCGUCCCAAGGCUCGAAAGCCUGGAGAUCAUAUGCUUGGAUGGGUAUAGGAGUUCCAAGGACGACUGGCACGUCCCUCCGGUGUUGGACAUCUUCAGAGGAGGAGCACCUUCGCUGCAGCGGAUCGAACUUCGGGGUUGCAGCUUGUCCUCGUCGAACCUUGAUAACGCAUUCUCCAUGCGCGAAUUCUCAGUUAUCGCAGGCCCCUGCAUGACGAAGGACGUCCGACUGCUUGCUGCGGUUGCCGCAGGUCUCACACACCUGGCAUUUGUCGACCAGUGCACUGCGGACUGGCACGAGGGCGAAAACACUAGGAGCCCCCUUCGUUUCUCUUCACUUCGAGGUUUACGAAUCAGUGGCGCAAGAUGCUUUGUCCAGUUUCUACAGCUUCUAGAGGCUCCCGAGCUGGAAAGGUUGCAGGUCGAGGACCUGCAUGUCGAUGGUGUGGAUGUCCUGGGCGACUGCUUCGAAGGAACCACGGCUUUAACUCCUGUCGUUGCGAGGCUUCCUCGAUUACGAUGGCUCGGGCUCGAAAUCCAUGCUAUCUCGACAAAUAAUCCGUCACUUGUCCUCAAACGCCUACGCCAUUUUGUCGCCGCAUUCCCUUGUAUCCGGCACCUCGUUUUCAGUGGUCCUGAUGUCGUCGCAUUCGUACGCGAACUUCGCGCCGGGCAUUCUACGCCAGCAGGAGCCUUGCUGCCUGCUUUGGAGUGUCUCAUUUUAUCCGGUGCGCACGGUCACGACCUCCUAUGUGAAGUCGCUGCUCUCGCGGAGGCGAGGAAAGCAGUCGGAUGCCCGCUGCGCAAUAUCCAACUGUCGAUUACGGUGACGACGUCGAGACAGGAUCUGCCGCAGAAAUUCUGCAAAAUUCUGCAGAUGCAAUUUCGCGGCACACGUACAACGGGCGUGAUCUAUCCUGAUGGCGAGACCUGGAUGCAUUCUACCCACGAGCGGGAGGAAUGGCGUACGACGGAAUACCUGCACCGGUAGAGGUUAGUACCUACACCCCAGUCGCCGUGCUAGCGCUUCUGCUGCGUCCGCACGAGCCUGGGGGGCAAGGGACCCUAUAGCACGGGAUCGGCCCCGCGCAUAAUCGAUUAAUCAUUAGCUCGAUGUCGACGGACGCGGGACGUCGCGACUCCGAGGCAUUGACGCGAUGUAGGUAUUGACUUCUGCGGGGACGGCUCGGGUGUAUCAAGCACUCAUUCAAAUGAAGCAAUAUAUAUUGGUUCCUACAGUGCGAUAGCUCGUAUAUUCUGGAAGUGUAGCC
Fomitopsis serialis is the source of this 1922-nucleotide messenger RNA. RefSeq lists its product as uncharacterized. The record is from RefSeq and is a predicted model, not a curated record. Lineage: Eukaryota; Fungi; Basidiomycota; Agaricomycetes; Polyporales; Fomitopsidaceae. The transcript is spliced from 2 exons. The coding region runs from base 191 to 1642 and encodes 483 amino acids.